Messenger RNA from Microcebus murinus (gray mouse lemur), 1556 nucleotides. Lineage: Eukaryota; Metazoa; Chordata; Mammalia; Primates; Cheirogaleidae. The record is from RefSeq and is a predicted model, not a curated record.
CGGGGUCCCCGGGGCACAUCCCGGCCACUCUCCCAGAGCAGAGGCCGGGAGCGGGCAGCCAUGCACCCCCGCUGAGGCCGUGCUGGGAGCCGGCGCCGCGUCCCUGCGUCGGGAUGGAGAAGGACGGCGCGGCCGCGGGCCACAGGAGGCACCGGCCCGGCCCCGGGGCCCUGCCGGCAGGGGCGGCCGCCGGGCACGCCAGGACAGCCGGCGAGGUGGCCGAGCUGCAGAGGAGCCGCAGCGUGGGCGGCCUGCACCAGAAGGGCGACCCUCCCAGCUGCCUCCGGAAGCCGCGCAAGGAGCCGGAGUCUGAGGAUCCGGGGAAAGACCCGCGGAGUGACGUGGAAGACUCCAGCUGCCAGGCGGAGGCAGACGCAGGAGAGAAGGAGGAGGGUGACCUUGCACAGGCAGAGCCCGCGGCGGGAAGAACGGAACCGGAGCCUGAGAAGGGUGGCCCGGAGCCCAGCGCCACGGGGGAGCCGCAGGGCGAGCGCGGCGAGCAGUGUGGCGGGGAGGCCAAGGAGCCGGAGCCUGAGUCCGUGAAGCUGAAGGACCCGGAAAAAGAGGCAAGUGCUCUCUGCCAUGGUGGCACCAGUGGGAUGGGGAGGCCCGUCCAGGCGCCAGUCCCGCCGGCCACGAGCCUGCCACGGACCGUGGCGGGGGUCAUCUCAGCAGGCGGGGAGCUGAAGGGCGGGCCGAGCCCUACGCUCUGUGCCCACGGCGGCGUCCGCGCCUGGCUUGCCAGACGCUGCGGCCACCGGCAGUGCGUGGGGGCUGGGAGGGGGGACCUCGUGUGACCCUGAGACGUGGCAGAGACAUGGCGGUGCUGAGCUGGGCUCCCCGGGCACCCGAUGAGGGAAGGCGGCUUCUAUUCUCCUCCAAGCCUCGUGCAGGGGCAGACACGGAGCUGGCCAGGCUGUGACACAGACGUCCCUGCUCCAACUCUGGCUCUGAGAAGCCCUUCACCCCCCAGACACGUCCCUGGGGUUGGCCAAAGUGCUGCCACCGGGGACACGGUCCAGCCAGCCGAGGUGCCCAGUGAGAGGCCCAGGGCGGCGGCUGAGCCCCGGGGCAUCCACGCCUGGGUGGGAGUCCCGACUACCUGGGUGCCGGUGUGGCCCGUGGUUCCGUGGGUGCAGAAUCCACGCGCCGCCCCGCUGAGCAGGGCUGGGGGAAGGGGUCGCCCCAGCUCUGGGCCUUGCCCCGUGCCCGGAAGCCCUGGUCCCAGAGGGCACGGGUGGAGGGCGCCUUCCAGGCUGCCAGGGCUGUGGUGGGAGGAGAGUGGAGUGGGGCGAGAGGGCUGAGUCCUCCCAGGACAGCUCCCGGUGCUCCCGCCGCCCACGCUCUGCCCCGCACUGUGGCAUCUGGUGGCACUGGUGGCCCUGGUGGCAUCCUCAGGCCGGGCAGCCCCAGGGCGGGAGCCCCGUUCCCCUGGGAAUUCCGCUUUCCUCCCUUGCUCACGCGCGCCCGCCGCCCACCUCUUUGGUUUCCAUUCGCAGAAACCAUCUGUGUUUGUGGAGAUCGACCUGAGAGACCAUGCCGAGGAGGUAAAGACG